GCGCCGGCAGUUUGGCCACGUCCGCGGCCACGUCGCGCCCGCGCUCGCCAUCUUCGCCGCCGCUUCCUUCUAGGCGCCGCUGAGCCCCGCGCCGCCGCCGCCGCCGCCUCCGCCGCCGCCGCCAUGAACAUCUUCCGGCUGACCGGGGACCUGUCCCACCUGGCGGCCAUCGUCAUCUUGCUGCUCAAGAUCUGGAAGACGCGCUCGUGCGCCGGUAUUUCUGGGAAAAGCCAGCUUCUGUUUGCACUGGUCUUCACAACGCGUUACCUGGAUCUUUUUACUUCGUUUAUUUCAUUAUAUAAUACAUCUAUGAAGCUUAUCUACAUCGCCUGCUCCUAUGCUACAGUGUACCUGAUCUACAUGAAAUUUAAGGCAACCUAUGACGGAAAUCACGACACCUUCCGAGUAGAGUUUCUCGUUGUCCCUGUGGGAGGUCUCUCAUUUCUUGUCAAUCAUGAUUUCUCUCCUCUUGAGAUUUUGUGGACCUUCUCCAUCUACCUGGAGUCGGUGGCCAUCCUUCCCCAGCUGUUCAUGAUCAGCAAGACUGGGGAGGCGGAGACCAUCACCACCCACUAUCUGUUCUUCCUUGGCCUCUACCGUGCUCUGUACCUGGUCAACUGGAUCUGGCGUUUCUACUUUGAGGGCUUCUUUGACCUCAUUGCUGUGGUCGCCGGAGUUGUCCAGACAAUUCUUUAUUGUGACUUCUUCUACUUGUACAUUACGAAAGUCCUCAAGGGAAAGAAGCUCAGUCUGCCAGCGUAAGUGCCAAAGGCCAUCAUCAGCAUCUGUCCUCCAGGGUGCUCGGACAGAAUUCUACCACAGCAGAGGCACAAGAUGCUUGAGACGGAAAAGCAGAAACUUGAGUCUUUCGUUGCAGAUAGUCAUCCCUGACUCUGGAAGAACCCAGAGGAAAAAGAAUCAGAAGGUUUCUGUUUAGUGCAUCUUGCCUUAUCUUUUUUUAUUACUAUGUACAAAGAUUUUUUUACACAAAGAAACUUAAUGCUGUAUUAAUAAAUCCAGUGUGUAGCUUCAAUUGGGGUAGUCCUAAAAGUGAAGAUUUGUGAGGAAUAAGUGCAAACUUUUUUUUUUAAUUCUUUGAAAUAGUUGAUUUUUUUUUGUCUGCAAUGAAAUUAUACCCCUUGACAGUUGGUAGAUUACAUAUUCUUCCAUCUAUCAAGCUUGCAUUCCACUAUAUUUAUUUUAUUUUUUUGCCAAAAACUAAGUUAACUUGUCUGACCCCCAAGACACACUACUUUUCCAUUUGGAACCUGUUUCCAUAUCUCCCGCCAAGGGACUGUUUUUUGCGGGCACCACAACACUACAUUUCCCCGCUAUCAGGAGCCUCGAGGGUUUCCAGGUUUUCUCCACCAAAACAUUGAGAGUCCUAAUGGAGCUGGUGUCUCAUUUCAUUGACACCUCAGGUUCCUGUCCUCUUCCCCUGCUAAGAAGGAUCAGCAGGAGAUGUCUCUAUUUUGUCAAGAGAUGCAGUGGGCAGGGGCAAGUGUGGGACUUCAGGGCAUUUAUGAUUUGGUUUUAGGACUCUUACUUCCCCAGAAAUGGAACACAAGUUGCUAUUAGUGACUCAAAUUCAUAGUCCCAAAAGAUGACGGCAACCAUGUCCCUGCUCAGAUUCAAAAUGCUUUUCUUGUCACUUCUGGGUAGUAAAUGAUUGACAUUUUCCCUUCAUUGGCAGCAAAUGCCAUUCCUUAUAUUCUUAUUUUUUGUUGUUGUUUUGACUGAGCUCUUGCAUGAUUAUCUUGUGUUACCAUCCCAAAUAAACAUUUUAUUAAACAUAGAA
Suncus etruscus (white-toothed pygmy shrew) is the source of this 1798-nucleotide messenger RNA. RefSeq names its product KDEL endoplasmic reticulum protein retention receptor 2 (gene KDELR2). The record is from RefSeq and is a predicted model, not a curated record. The transcript is spliced from 5 exons. Gene Ontology annotation, molecular function: ER lumen protein retrieval receptor activity. Gene Ontology annotation, cellular component: cis-Golgi network; membrane; endoplasmic reticulum. Gene Ontology annotation, biological process: endoplasmic reticulum to Golgi vesicle-mediated transport; protein retention in ER lumen. Bases 124 to 762 code for a protein of 212 amino acids. Lineage: Eukaryota; Metazoa; Chordata; Mammalia; Eulipotyphla; Soricidae.